Messenger RNA from Harmonia axyridis, 2294 nucleotides. Its product is annotated as cytochrome P450 4c21-like. Gene Ontology annotation, molecular function: monooxygenase activity; oxidoreductase activity, acting on paired donors, with incorporation or reduction of molecular oxygen; iron ion binding. NCBI's taxonomy places the organism in Eukaryota, Metazoa, Arthropoda, Insecta, Coleoptera, Coccinellidae. The transcript is spliced from 5 exons. The coding region runs from base 1383 to 2273 and encodes 296 amino acids. The record is from RefSeq and is a predicted model, not a curated record.
UUAUAUUAGCUAUUUUUAAUGCAAUUAAUCUUUCCUUAUGCAUGUUUGGUAUUCUUUAAGAAUUAGUGAUUUCAUUUCUAAGGGGAAGCUGAAGAAUAACAUUUUCUGAUCUAAUUUAUAUUCUUCAACAAUAAAAUCUGGAAGAAAAAUCAAAACAUAUAAACUUGAAUCCUGAUGUCAAAUUUUUACAUUAUAUACAGUUGAAUAUAUAUAUUUAUUUUUUCUCUCAAACGUAUCUUAAAAGUAUUUCAAUAAUAAUCAAAAGGAUUCAUACAUUUGACUCUAAAAUAUCCAACCAUAAUUAUAUUGUAAUAAGAAUAAUAUUUUUCAGUAGUUCGAUUGUGUUUUCAGAAAAUAUAAUAUUCUAUUGCAUCACAUCUCAAACCAAAGUCCACUUCAGUAUGCACAACAAUUAUUUUGUUAAAAAGAGCAUUUUUUGGAGUUCAAUGUUGAGUAUAUAAAAAAUUGUUAUGAACAUUUAGCUCAGCGGUUUAUAUAAAACCAGAGCAAACUACAGAUGUCUCCCUUUUGUAUUUAGGUGAUUAUUUGUAGGUAUGUCUCAUAGUGAUAAUUUCUUCAGUAGACCUUGUCUGAAAUAUCUAUUUUAUAUUACACUAUCCAUUUCACAAAAAGUACUGUUCUUGAAAUCAUUUCUUUUGAAUAUAAUACUAAUAAAGAAUUAUUUUGAUGAAUUUAACAGCAUAUUUCUAUAAAUGUAACAGAAUAUAUUGUUGAUGUUAUACAAAAGUAUUGUCAUGAAUACCAAUAUUUUUGUAAUGGAUGCCACUUACACUAUUAGCAGAACAACUUUUCUAUUAUAAUGGUAACAGAAAAUUCUUUGUAUUUAUCAAGUUUUUUUUCAAUUGAGUUCUAACAAAAGCGCUUGUAUUGAUUCAACCGUAGAUACCUACAUUUCGAAAUUUAUGGUUGGUACUAACCUGUUUUCUCACUAGAGUAUAUAAGUUAUUUUUAAGAAUUCUAGUCAUUCUCAAUAUUCGAAAAAUCACUAAAACUUCACUGAGCAUCACUAUUCAGAGCCUAGAUAGUGAAACUCCUUUUUUGUUUAAAAUUGGCUUUAGACUAUCCGUCAUUCAACCAGUUUAUAUAUUUGUAUACAAAUUCAUUACCUAAAAAUUAUUAUAUUCGAAGAGAGAAGCACUAUUUUUCUUUUGACGAAACAAUCAACAUUCAAAAAAGGUAACCUAUGUUUUAAGUGGAACUCUCCUUUAUCUCUUCAGUCAAUCAUUUUUAUUCGAGUUCUUUUUAUUGUUAUCUAUUUUUGCUGAUAAUAAAUGCAAAAUGUGAAAAGGUUAGUGAAUUCUCUAUUUUGUUGUAUUACGUGCUAAUAUAAUUGCAGUUAUAUCUGAAGUGUGAAGAGAAAGAUGAUUCUACCCAUCUUAAUUUUAGUGAUAUUUUUGUUAGUCAUCCUUAAAUAUGUGUUCAAGGAUAUCGAUGAGUCAGAGAAAAUUUUCCAGAAGAUUCCUGGUCCGAAAGGAUUUCCAUUUUUUGGAAAUAUCCAGGAUUUAUUCUGCAAUGAUGAGGUCAGAUGGAAUAGAUUAAGGGCUAGAGCUCUCAAAUAUUAUCCCAUAUUCAAAAUGGAGGUUCUCAAUCAAAAGAUGGUUCAUUUAUUUGAUCCAUCAGACAUACAGGUCAUUUUAAGUAAUCCCAAAUAUAUUUCGAAAGGAAUAUUUUAUGAACCAAUGAGAUAUUGGUUGGGAGAUGGAUUAUUAGUAUCUGCAGGGGAAAAGUGGAAGAAAAACAGAAGAUUACUUACAAAAAGUUUCCAUUUUGGUGUUCUGAAAAAUUACAUGCAUAUCUUCAAUGAACUAUCGGAAAAUUUGAAGAGUUGCUUGAAUUCGAACAAUGGAGAACCUACUGAACUCAUUUCUGUUAUGGAAUACCACUCUUUGAAUAUAAUUUGUACAACUUUAGCUGGAGAUCAAUUUGGUAUAGAAAAAACAUCAAAGAAGUUCUUGAGUUCUUUAGAAACUCUAACCAGGAUGGUUUAUAUAAAAAUGACUGUACCACUUAUGAAUUUCCUGUAUAAGUUCACAUAUUUGCUCAAAGAAGAGACAGAAGCCAUGAAGAGUUACAAAGACUUCGCACGUGCUCUCAUUGAAAAAAAUCGCGACUCGAAUGAUGUAGACGACGAUACCGACCUUCCAAGGUUAUUGAAAAUACUUUCACGAAAUUUUGAUUCUCAGGGUGUGGAAGAGCAAAUGAAUACAUUUUUAUUUGCUGUGAGUGAAAAAUUCAAAAUUCACUCCUUCUGAUUUUGAUCAUUAACAUGUUAU